GCAUCUUGCGUCAAAGCGGGCUCGUUGGUAGCUAAGAGUAGUAAGCGCGCGCGCGCCCGGUGGAGUAUUCCCUGAUGGGAUUGACAGUUCCUCGCCUCGAGGGUGCAGCAGUGCAUGCCGGGAUAUAUAGUCAUGUAGUUCCUACCACUCCGAUCUCUUCUCCUACAGAGCCUAGCCGCUAUCACUAAAUCCCGCGAGAUGUCGGGGUCAACUCUCGCGAGAGGUGUGGCCGCGUUCCAGGCUUAGUUUGUAAUGUAAGAGGUAGUCAGUAGAGAAGCUGGGCAGGCUGGUGAGGGACCCUGGUCGCCCCCUUUAGAUCUCACGCUACUUAGACGCUCUCGCGCGAGGUGGUGCGUCCAGACAGCAGGGGGCAGCUUGGGGCAGUUUCAGGUCGGGCGCCCUUGGUCGCCAUUUUGUUUAGCGUGGCUUAGCCCCCGCCAGGCCUAUUCCUCAGGAGCCUGUACAAGACUGUAGUCCCUGGUUCUUCAUGCUGCUGACUGAGUAUUGAUCCCACCCACACACUACGAUGGGGAAACCAACUAAGCAGAGAAGAAAGGGCCAAGUGGCUGCCAGGGCCACGGGCCCGAGUGGGGCAGGGAUGGCAUUGGUGAAGAACAACCCUUUCGAGGUGAAAGUCAACAAGCAGAAGUUUCAUAUCUUGGGGAGGAGAACCAAACAUGACGUGGGGCUGCCGGGCGUGUCGCGCUCCAAGGCUGUGAAGAAGCGUACACAAACUUUGCUGAAAGAAUACAAAGAACGGGAAAAGUCCAAUGUAUUUAAAGAUAAACGUUUUGGUGAAUAUAAUACCAAAAUAAGCCCAGAAGAGAAGAUGAUGAAGAGGUUCUCUUUGGAACGACAGCAAACUCAUGAAAAGAAAAGUAUCUAUAAUCUCAAUGAAGAUGAAGAAUUGACCCAUUAUGGCCAAUCUUUAGCAGAUAUUGAAAAACUUAAUGAUGUUAUUGAUAGCGACAGUGAUACUGAAGAAAGAGGAAUAUUGUCAGCUGAGCUAACUGCUGCUCACUUUGGAGGUGGUGGAGGUCUUCUUCGUAAGAAAGCACUCAUUGGGGAAGAAGAUGAAGAGGAGGAAAAACCUAAAUCUCGCAGGGAGCUCAUUGAAGAGCUGAUUGCCAAAUCCAAACAAGAGAAGAGAGAGAGACAAACUCAGAGAGAGAAUGCCUUGGAACUCACAGAAAAACUUGACACUGACUGGAAGGAAAUCCAAACCCUCCUCUCCCACAAAACCCCCAAAUCAGAGAGGAAGGAUAAAGAAGAGGAGAAACCCAAGCCUGAUGAGUAUGAUAUGAUUGUUCGAGAACUUGGGUUUGAGAUGAAGGCGCAACCCUCUGACAGGAUGAAGACCGAGGAAGAGUUGGCAAAAGAGGAGCAAGAAAGACUCCAAAAAUUAGAGGCUGAUAGACUGCGUCGAAUGCAUGGAAAAGAUGAACAGGAGAAUAAAAAGAAACCCAAGCAUAUGUCAGCUGACGAUUUAGCAGAUGGCUUCAUCCUGGAUAAAGAUGACAGAUGUUUACUUUCUUAUAAAGGUGGAAAACUAAAUGUUGGAAAUGAAGAGGAAGAGGGUGGGAAUGAAGAAGAGGAGGGAGAGAGUGAAGAAGAAAGGGAGGGAGAACCUGGUAGAGAAGAUGAGGAAGAAGCAAUGGUUGAGGAAGAUGAUGCUACAGAUAGUCCCUCUGACCUUGAAUCUGACAUGGGGAGUGAGGAAGAGGUCACUGCAAAUGAAGAAAAGAAGAAGAAACACAAAGGAAAUGAAAAGAAAUUGCAAAGUGAGGAAGAAGAAAAUGCUAAGAUAGAAGCUGCCAGAUCUGAGCUUCCUUACACAUUUACUGUUCCAGAAUCCUAUGAGAAACUUAAAUCUUUACUAUUUGGAAGAAUAAUAGAAGAACAGCUAGUUAUCCUAGAGAGGAUUCAGAAGUGCAAUCAUCCAAGUCUUGCAGUGGGAAACAAAGCAAAGUUAGAAAAACUGUUUGGCUUCCUUCUGGAGUACAUUGGGGAGUUAGCAACUGUAGAACCACCAGAGCUCAGAACUAUUGACAAAUUGGUUCUGCCGUUGUACAGUCUUUGCCAGAUGUUUCCUGAAGCUGCAAGUAACAGCGUUAAGUUUGUCAUCCAAGAUGCUGCACAUGACAUGGAAGAAAUGAUUGAAAUCAAAGGCCGUGCAACAUUUCCAGGGCUAGAUAUGCUCAUUUAUUUGAAAAUUACUGCAAUACUAUUUCCUACCUCUGACUUCUGGCACCCAGUAGUAACACCUGCAUUGGUAUAUAUGAGUCAGUUACUUACUAAGUGCCAAGUCAUGACACUACAAGAUGUUGUUAAAGGAUUGUUUGUGUGCUGUUUGUUCCUGGAAUAUGUAUCACUGUCUCAAAGAUUCAUACCAGAACUUAUCAAUUUCCUCAUUGGAAUGCUUCACAUAGCUGUACCCCAAAAACAACUACAGAGCUAUACUCUAGUGCAUUCUUUCAGACCAGCAGGAAAAAAUUCAGAAUUACUCUUGGUCUGUGAUAAGAAGGAUAUGGAGACAUGGCAAAAACAAAAUCUGCCACUCAGUAUUAUGACUAGAUUAAAGGAAAGCAGCAAAACAGAAAUGAAUCAUUUCAGGUUAUCCUGUCUAGCUGUGUGUUUGGAUCUCAUUAAGAAAUGUGCAGCUCUGUAUGAAUCUUUGUCAUCCUUCCAUGAAAUAAUGCAACCCAUCAGAGCACUUCUUUCAGAACAUUUACCAGUGAGUGAAUACCCUAAACAACUGCAGGAGUUGCAUCAAAAUGCUCUGAAAGAGAUAGAGGACAAAGGAAAACACUAUACCCCCUUGGUGUGUGAGAAAAAGAAGCCUGUGCCAUUGAAAUUAUACACACCCAAAAUAGUGAAAGUCCUGGAGUUUGGGAGGAAACAGGGAGGCAGCAAGGAAGAGCAGGAAAGAAAGAGGCUGAUUCACAAACACAAACGUGAAUUUAAAGGAGCUGUUCGGGAGAUCCGCAAAGAUAACCAGUUCCUGGCUAGAAUGCAGCUUUCAGAAAUUAUGGAAAGGGAUUCUGACAGAAAAAGAAAAGUGAAAAAUCUUUUCAAUAGCCUUGCUACACAGGAAGGUGAAUGGAAGUCAAUGAAGCGGAAGAAGUUUAAAAAUUAGACCUUGACAUUCUACAACAGGAAAAACCCUGGGACAUUAUAUUUUUACUUUCAGGUAAAAUAUAAACUGAUGGGUUUUGAGGAGACAUUAUAUCUAGGUGCAUUCCUUUUGUGGAAAACAAGUGCCUUCAAGAACAGUCUGAAAAAGAAUUCUGAUAAGUUGGUUAGCUGGCUGUAUUUUUUUUCAUGUGAAAAAUAAAGAUAACAUCCUUUUGUA
Messenger RNA from Dermochelys coriacea (leatherback sea turtle), 3352 nucleotides. RefSeq names its product NOP14 nucleolar protein (gene NOP14). The transcript has 18 exons. The coding region runs from base 527 to 3136 and encodes 869 amino acids. The record is from RefSeq and is a predicted model, not a curated record. NCBI's taxonomy places the organism in Eukaryota, Metazoa, Chordata, Testudines, Dermochelyidae. Gene Ontology annotation, biological process: maturation of SSU-rRNA. Gene Ontology annotation, cellular component: nucleolus; Noc4p-Nop14p complex; small-subunit processome.